UUUUCUAAUAUUGUGACUCUAUCUUUAUUGCUUUCUGCUUGUUUUGUUUCUCUUAUAAUCUUCCUAUAGUAACUACUGUACAUUGCACUUUGAAAAUUCAAAGUUAAAAAAAAAAACAAUGAAGACAUUGUACAUUCUGUAACAUUUCAAAAAAAAAAAAAAGUGUACUGUGUACAGACUACAGACUACAGAGUAACAGCAAAAUAAGGCACAAAACUAGAAUCUUGUUCCUUCAUUUUCUCUACCUGUAUGGAUGUGUAAUGAAGUGGAGGUGUUUCACCAGCUGAACAAUCGAUCCCUCUUGUCUGGACAAGGAUCUUUGGAAGUGGCCAAUUGUUUGAUGUGUAUCUUAUAGAUUGUUUCCUGCUAAUCAAAUCUUGAGGCAAGGCAAGUUGUUUAUUUAGUUUGUGAAAAUUUGAUUCAUUUCCAAAUAAUAGAUAUGGGUAGCAAGAAUGAUACUCAAGGACAAAAGAGGAACAAGGAUGCGGCGAAUUUUCAGUCACCAAAUAUGUCGUUGGACUGGCAAUUAAGUGGCAGCAACUUGACAAAUGCAUCCAUGGGAAUGAUCCCUAAUAGCAAUCCUUUAGUAGAUUCAGUUUUUCCCACUAUUUGGGAUCGGCCUACCAAUUCGCCACAGUUAAAUUUCUAUGGUAAUAAUGCUCAAAUCAAUCCUUGCACUAUGAAUCAGCACGAGAUUGCAGCAAUUGGCUUGGGCCCUGCAAGAGGUGUUAUGAGUUGGAAUCCACCAAAUGCUAUGCUGAAAGGGGCUAUGUUUGUACCACCUAUUCCUGGAAUGAUUCCUCAAAGCUUAGCUCAGCUUCCAGCUGAUUCGGGGUUCAUUGAGAGAGCUGCAAGGUUUUCGUGCUUCAGUGGAGGAAACUUCAGCGAUAUGAUGAACCGGCCUUUAAGCGUCCCUGAGUCUACUAAGCCUUGUUAUAGGGGACUGGCACCAACGUGGAGAACGGAAGAGGUUCUUGCAAGCAACGGGUUAAACUCACCCUCUGCUGUGGACCCUCAGAAGCAGAACAUACGAAGUGGUGUUGAUAGUUCCAAAGAUGUUUAUUUACCUAAUGAGAACAAGACUCAUGAGCAAAGCCCUCUCAAGAAUGAGAAAAAGAAUGAAAUAUUUGCUAGGUCUCAGGAUGAAGGAAAAGAAUCAGUUGGAUUGUCUGGAAAUGAGUCUGAUGAGGCUGAAUGUAGUGGCCGUCAAGAGGAAAUGGAAAGUGCCGGAUUGGAGUCUUCCGCGAAGGGCCUUGGCUCAAGGAAAAGGAAAACAUAUAGUCAGGGUACCGAGCUUGAUCGAAUGAAGGGAGUACAACAGCUGCCAGCUGAACCUGAUAAAGAACUAACUAAAACUCAGAAAGGAGACGGAAGCUUACAUUCACCUUCUAGCAAGCAUGGUGGAAAAAACAGUAAACAGAGGUCUCAAUCUUCAGAUCCACCUAAAGAAGAAUACAUACAUGUUCGAGCUCGAAGAGGCCAGGCAACGAACAGCCAUAGUCUUGCAGAAAGAGUAAGGCGAGAGAAAAUCAGUGAAAGGAUGAAAUUUCUGCAGGAUCUUGUACCUGGUUGCGACAAGGUCACUGGUAAAGCUGUAAUGCUGGACGAAAUCAUUAAUUAUGUUCAAUCUUUGCAAAGACAGGUUGAGUUCCUCUCGAUGAAGCUUUCAACAGUAAACCUGCGGCUAGAUUUUAAUCUUGAUGGGGUCCUUGCAAAAGAUCCACAAGCAGGUCCUUCGUCCUCACUUGCGUUUCCACCUGAUAAUAUGACCAUGACUUAUGCUUCUUUGCAUGGAUGGCAAUCUGGUCUGCUUCAAUCAGGUCUUCCUGGUGAUGGAAAUUGUAUUGAUGCGUUCCGUAGAUCCAUCAAUUCCCAAUUCUCCUCUAUGAGUGGUGGCUACAGGGAUCCUUCAUCUCAGGUACCUACUGUAUGGGAUGAUCAGCUGCAUAAUGUUGUGGAUAUGGGAUUCAAUUCAACCGCACCCCUCAAUUGUCAGGAUUUAAGUUCUUUGCCACUCGACCAAAUGAAAACAGAACCUUGAAAUGUUUCAAAUUGUCAACCGAAUACACAUUCCGUUUCUCUGGGGAGUAAGUUGCAUAGAUCAUCGUAGCUCUAAGAAAGAUGAUACGUUUGGGAAGUUAUCACGCGGAGUCCCCAUCUCUUAAAUAGUGCUCCCGCCCCCUGCCGGAGGAGUUCUGAGUUCAGUUGUACAGCAAGUCCACAAAAUGUUCCCUUUUUAUGUUCAUUCUAUAUAGGUACAAAAAGUGAAGAUUUAUACAACAUGAUUGUGAGAUUCUUCCAUCAACAAAUGCAAAUGAGGGUUCACGAAUUAUGCGUUCCGGGUACUAUAUGCAAGCCUCUACCUUCUGCGUACACUCUACACUCCCCAGACCGCGCUUUGUGGAAUUACAUUGGGUAUGUUGUUGUUGUUAUUGUUGAUACUAUGUACAAGGGAGAAUAGUCAUUCAUGUUUUAGUUAUAAUCUGUUGUAUCAUUGAAAGAUGAAAUGGUUGUACCCUUAGUAUGUAUUGGAAGAAACUUGACAAAUGUGUGAUUUGUAUGAAAAAAAAGAAUGAAUAUGAAUAUAUUAAUGUAGUUCUU
This is a messenger RNA of Solanum stenotomum, 2601 nucleotides long. RefSeq names its product transcription factor bHLH49-like. Gene Ontology annotation, biological process: regulation of DNA-templated transcription. NCBI's taxonomy places the organism in Eukaryota, Viridiplantae, Streptophyta, Magnoliopsida, Solanales, Solanaceae. The transcript is spliced from 9 exons. The record is from RefSeq and is a predicted model, not a curated record. Gene Ontology annotation, cellular component: nucleus. Bases 440 to 2041 code for a protein of 533 amino acids. Gene Ontology annotation, molecular function: protein dimerization activity; DNA-binding transcription factor activity.